Messenger RNA from Phragmites australis (common reed), 1627 nucleotides. RefSeq lists its product as uncharacterized. The transcript has a single exon. Gene Ontology annotation, cellular component: plasma membrane. The record is from RefSeq and is a predicted model, not a curated record. Gene Ontology annotation, biological process: protein localization to plasma membrane; phosphatidylinositol phosphate biosynthetic process. Lineage: Eukaryota; Viridiplantae; Streptophyta; Magnoliopsida; Poales; Poaceae. The coding region runs from base 92 to 1378 and encodes 428 amino acids.
CACGAAACAGUUAACCACCAAAGCGUCCAUUCGAGUCGACGGCCAAGAGAGAUCUCAUCUCGGCUUCUCCGCCGCCGCCGCCGCCGGGGCCAUGUCUCCCUCCCCGUCCUCCGCCGGGGGCGCGGGCGCCGCCUCGCCCUCCGGCUCCGCCUCGGCCUCGGCCUCCGACCCCACCCCGUCCUGGUGGGAGUCCGUCUCGCAGGCGCGCUCUCGCAUCCUCGCGCUCUCCGCCAUCCUGCCUCCCGCCGCCUCCCACGACGUCGCGGCCCUCGCCGACUCCGACCGCCCGGCGCGCGCGCUCCUCCGCUCGCCCGCCGCCUACGCGGCGCUCUCCGACGCGCUUCGCUCGGGGGGAGGCGCCGACGACCCGGCCUGCCACUGGCUCUACGACACGCUCCUCUCCCCGGACCCCGACCUCCGCCUCGCUGCGCUGGCUUUCCUGCCCCUCCUCGCGGCGCUCUACCUCCGCCGCCUCCCGCCCGAGCUGCCCUCCUCGCUCUCUGGCUUCGAGGCCGUACUCCUCGCCGUCUACUCCUCCGAGGCCAAGAACCGCCAAGGGAAGCCCGUCCUCGUCCAGGUGCCCGACCUCUCCGUCCCCUCACUUUACCACACGCCGGCGUUCACCCCCAGCUCCAAGUCCCCUCGCCGGCCGCAGCCCCCGCCGAUCCCCCCACCGCCGGCGAAUCCCGUGGUCGGGGUGCUCUCGCCGCCGCUUGAGCCGCAGGCGGCCGUGAAGUCGACCAAGCGCGCGGGGAUCAUCGGAGUCGCGUUCGAGGCGUACUACUCCAAGAUUUCGCAGAUGCCGGCUGCUUCCAAGGUGGAUGCCUGCAAUGCUGUGGCUGCGUGGGCGGGACAGUACUGCAAAUGCCGUUUUGAGCUUGAUGAGAAGGAGUUGGAGGAAGAAGAAGGGGAUUCUCUGGGCUCCGUGUCGUCGGAGGUGGAGAAUGGGAAGGAGUUGGAGGAGGAAUUGGCGAGGAUGCGUGUCAAUGGAGACAGCAGUGGGAGGAAUUGCUGUGAGGAGGAGGUGAAGGAGGCGAGGGUGCCACUCUCCUGGGAGCUGCUUCAGCCGGUCAUGAGGGUUCUUGGGCACUGCUUGCUUGCACCGCUGAACCCAGUUGAGGUGCGGGAUGCAGCGGCAGAAGCCGUGAGGGUUGUCUAUGCCCGUGCGUGUCAUGACCUCAUGCCACAGGCAAUCUUAGCGGCCCGAAGCUUGAUCGAGCUUGACAAGAGUGCACGAAAGGCUGCUAAAGCAGCAGCUUCUGGGGCAGUUGUAGCUGUGGGCACAGCUGGAAGUACUGCAUCGAGCUCCAGGCCAAGUUCAAAGCCAAAUACACCGAGCAAGCAGCGGAAGCCUGACACGCUGCUUGUGUCCAAAUGAAGUCAACUGCACUACACCCAGUAAGGGUGUUUGCGGUGAUGGUAAAGAGUUACUUUCCUAUGAGUAUUGUGUGUGUGCCACUUGAAUUUGGUGAGAGUUCAGUAGACCUUGCAAUGUGUAAGAACGUUACUAUGACUCGGUAGACAGUUGGCUAAGUGUGUUGCCAACUUGGUGUUGUACGAUAACUUGUUUUAUGUUACUUGUUGCAUAUAGUUCACGAAUCAACAUAUUUCACGAUUCAGUUGGUGG